This is a messenger RNA of Rotaria socialis, 2253 nucleotides long. The record is from the annotation of a GenBank genome assembly. Lineage: Eukaryota; Metazoa; Rotifera; Eurotatoria; Philodinida; Philodinidae.
AUGGCUUUGGUUCAAAAUCGACUAACUGUGUUCUAUGUUUAUGGUGCUCAUAUGAUUUGGUCACCUGCUGCAUUUCUAUGGAUAUGGCUAGCUGUUAUUCCUGAUGUUCUAGUCCUCCUCCUUCUUUUUGUUUUGUUAAUUUAUAUUCCAUGGAAAUGGCCAGAUUCAAAUCGAUAUUAUAUUCUGUUUGGUUUAAUUUUUGCAUCGUUCGUUCUAAUAAUUCUUUCAUCGAAUAUCCUACUGCUAAUUAGAACAGGUUAUACCAUCAAUUGGAAAGUAGUUUUAGCAUUGAAAGUGAAAUCGACAGCUAUUCUAUAUUGGCCUGAAUUAUUCAAAUUUGUUUUAAUUUUAUUUUCACAGCUGUUUCUCGGUUUUGUACUAUGGAGAAUAGGGCAUUCUUAUGUUCGAAAAACAAUAAAUAGUCAUUAUUUUCGCCCACUACAUACUCGUUACGUUGUUGUUAGUAUUAUUUUUGGACUUUUAGUAAUUUACUCAACUAUUGUUGUAUACUUUCCUCCAGUACAUUCGUGGAAAGAGCCCUCAUUAAAUGUAGUACUGAGUUUGUUUCCAGCGACGUUUAACUACUACGGAAAAAACGAAGAAACAGUGCAAGACUACUGGGAGAAAAAUGAAACAGAUUUCAUAGAGCAAUUUAUUCGUGCUCCCAAAAUUCAAAUAUCUCAACCGACUACAAUUCUAAGCAAACCUGUCAAACAUAUCUUCCUAAUUAUUUUAGAAUCCAUUCGUGCUGAUGUUCUUCCAUUCAAUUUUAACUUUAGUACAAUUAUAGGCACCAAAUCUCGUACUAAUGUAACUGCAGAUGAUGUGAGUCCAUUUUUUAACUCUCUGUGGAAUGAUUCUGUUCGUACUACUGCUACGACGAUCGCUACAUACACAUUGAAAAGUUUAAUUGGCACCUUAUGCGGUAUAUAUCCACUGAAUGUCGAUUUCUUGCAAGAGGCUAAUGCGAAGAAUAAAUUUUAUGAGAUCUGUUUACCAGAACUACUUCGGCAAACAUUUCGUACAUCGGCAACUUCAUCAUCGUUUCGUUCGGCAUUUUUUACUUCUGCUCGGGACGACUUCGAUCGUCAACGAGAAUUGAUCAGACGAAUGAAAUUUGAUAACGUUUACAGUGGAUUCGACGUUGUCAAUCGAACGGGAUCAGCUCCUGAUGUCGGUAUGUUUGGGCCAUCAGAUUCAACGAUUUUACCUCUAUUGUGGGAUUGGAUUGACAAUAAUUUAGAUGGAAAAAAAGAAAAUAAACUAAUGACUAGCUUACUCUUGACUGGCACACAUGAACCAUUUGUUAUGCCACCAAAAGAACGAAUCUAUCGCAAUUAUCUCGAAGAUACACGCGCAAACAAGUACCUUAAUACAAUACGAGUAACUGAUACUCUUUUAAAAACUAUUAUUGAUGGAUUAAAAUCACGAGACUUGUACAGUGAGACGUUGAUCGUCAUUGUUAGCGACCACGGAUAUGCCUUUCGUGAUUGGGGUCGAAAAUCUCUUGCUGCAUGGAGAGUUCCAUUUGAAUGUGCAUUUCGUGUUCCACUAAUGCUGCACAAUCCAAAUCUGAAAGCAAAACAACUUGAUGGACAGUACACAAAUAUGGAUAUUUUGCCGACGAUUAUGGACGCACUAUUGUCAUCGCAGGAGACUCUUAAUGGGUCAGUCAAUAGGCUACUUAAUGUGCGACAAGAUCAACUCAACUCAGUCUUGUCGCAAUACGAAGGAACGUCUCUUCUUCGUCUUUCUAACGCACAUAAAAAUCAACGAUACACGUUUCACCUAGACAAUCCUGGUAAUUCUCAUGUUAUUGUUAAGCAAUACCCACGAAAACUUGUGUACGAUGUACAUUAUGAUGAAGCGCGUCUCUUUCAUCUAGGAUACGAUCCUCAAGAAUCUAUUAAUAUCAUUUCAUUUGAUCGCCACGAUUAUAAGGGAGCUUAUCCUGGUUGGAUUCAAGUCGAUCAUAUUCGAAAUUCGUCGCGAGUCUGGUCGAAACGACUCGGCCAAAAAAACAAAAUUUCCGAUUAUCAUAAGAACUUACUUCGCAAAAAUUUCAACGAACAAAUAUCAAAUAUAAAACAAAAUAUUAGCAGAAUAUCAUUGAAAGAGAUGUUGGAUUGGGCUGAUGCGACACUGGAACUUGCGUCUAUCUGGACUACACUCGUAAAAGUACGCUAUUUAUACGGAAACAUCACUAUUGCUCCUUCGAAAUCCAAUUUUCAAUUAAAAGCCAAGGGCACAUGA